UUAACCCUUUCGUAUUUUCUUAAACCAGAUUGCUACUAUUUAGCUCUGAGGAACUUACUACCCUGGUGUUUUCUAUCAAUUUAAGGGUUAACAUCAUACAGCCAAGCCUUCUGUCUAAAGCUGACCAUAAUAACCAGUCACCUCAGUUGAAAGAUUGACCUAUUGGUAAGAUUAGUGACGUAGUGAGGCUGUGAAACGUGUUGUGAUUGUAAUGUGUUUGUGCGCGUAAACCGCCAUGGAUGGCGAGAAUCGGAUUAUUUUGAACGUUGGUGGCAUCAGAUACGAGACGUACAAAGCGACAUUAAAAAAGAUCCCUGCCACACGAUUGUCACGGCUGACAGAAGCGCUUGCCAACUACGACCCCGUGCUUAACGAGUACUUCUUCGACCGCCACCCCGGCGUGUUCGCGCAGGUCCUUAACUACUACAGGACCGGCAAACUCCACUACCCCACAAAUGUCUGCGGGCCGCUGUUUGAAGAGGAGCUGGAGUUCUGGGGGCUGGACUCCAACCAGGUGGAGCCCUGCUGCUGGUCCACUUACAGCAUACACAGAGAUACACAGAACACCCUGGCGAUACUCGACAAGUUGGACAUCGACAGCGAAAAGCCCUCGGAGGAGGAAAUCGCUCGACUCUUCGGCUACGAAGAGGCUUACUUCGCUGGCGAGCUUGGAGCCUGGCAGAGGCUCAAGCCGAGGGUCUGGGCUCUGUUUGACGAACCUUCUAGCUCACCGCCCGCUAAGGUGAUAUCCGCCCUUUCCGUCUUCUUCAUCUGCGUGUCAGUCCUCUGCUUCUGCCUUAAGACCCAUCCUGACCUUCGAGUGGCGUUGGUUUUACCAGUGGAGAACAACUCUCUGGAAACGGCGAUAGUGGAGAGUCAGCCUUGGCUGAAUCACGGGCAGCCGCAUGUGGCGUUCUUCUACAUUGAGCUGGUGUGUAACGUGUGGUUCACCGUCGAGCUCCUGGUUCGAUCUGUGGUAGCCCCAAACAUAAUCGAGUUCAUCAAAUCCCCAGUAAACCUGGUGGACUUCCUUGCCACGCUGAGUUUCUACAUGGACGUGGUGGUGGAACUAGCAGUUAUUAGGAAAAACGUGGACCGGGCGGAUAUACUGGAGUUCAUAUCUAUUAUUAAAAUUCUUAGGCUCUUCAAGUUGACCAGACAUAGUCCAGGGCUUAAGAUUCUGGUCCACACCUUCAAAGCGUCAGCCAAGGAGCUGACUCUUCUUGUGUUCUUCCUCGUGCUGGGCAUCGUCAUCUUCGCCAGUCUCGUGUACUAUGCGGAGAAGUCUCAGUACACCAUGUUCCAGGACAACCCGGAGAACCAGUUCAAGUCCAUCCCCCUGGGCCUUUGGUGGGCCAUCGUGACCAUGACGACGGUGGGCUACGGAGACAUGGCCCCUAAGACCUACCUGGGCAUGUUCGUGGGCGCGCUGUGCGCGUUGGCCGGCGUGCUGACCAUCGCGCUGCCCGUUCCUGUGAUAGUCUCCAAUUUCUCCAUGUUCUAUUCACAUACGCAGGCGCGGUCAAAACUUCCCAAGAAGCGGCGCCGAGUGCUACCUGUGGAGCAGCCGAGAAGGAAACGUGACGUGACUGCGUCGAAUCGGCGGGUGAAUGCGGUGAAACACCCCGUCGUAUUGAAGGACUUAUCUCCCGGUGGGAACAAGUUUGGAGUUAACGGGAUGAACAUGAUCAGCCUUGCGCUGCAGGGCCCGCCAAAUAUCCUAACGCGACCAUCGACAGCGUCGGCGCAGCCGCUGCAAGCACGGGCUCCUAUUGUCGAGAGUCCAAUCGUGAACACUCAAGCCGGCGCCAUAUCCCUAGCAUCACUGCAACCACCCCUGAUGACGGCCCCACCCCUGCAACCGCGACCCGCAACCACGGGAGCCCUAGACCUCAUGCUACCAUUGCAACCAAAACUACUACCAGGCUACAACCUGCAAUCUUCAUUUCUCACCAGCACCAUGUCCACUGUUCGACCACCCGACAGAGAAACUAAAGAUUCUACCCCAGACAGUUCCUCUAAAUGUGAAUGUAAAAACUUAGAUAGUACACAGGAUAGCGUUAAAGUAGAUUGUGAAAACUAUACUCUAGAUAAUGAUGUUACUGACAAUUCAAGCAAAGAUGAAAUAAACUCAAAUGUAAUUGAUGCCAAAACGAUUGAAACUAGUGUAGUGAGCAGUUCAAAUGAUGAUAGUCCUAAUAACAAUUCUUAUUAAUACGAUUCUAGUUUAUAGAUCGAUGGUAAAUAUAAUAAAAGUAAAACCCCAAGUUUUUAAAGUCUCCCAUUAGAAAUAAUGUAGGUUUUUCAAAUUAAUUCACUUAUUAAAAUUGUAAAGCUAAAGUUGGACAUUUUGAAAUGUAUCUCGACCAAACCCCUGUAGGUAAAUAUUGGUUUACUUAUAGUGUGUGAUACCAAAAAACUGACAUCAAUUAUGAACAUAGUUGUGUAUUGUCUAAUUUGAAUCAAAAAUUAUUACGAGUAAGUUAUUUAAUAUAACUUUGUAGUAUUUACCUUAAUUUUCAAAAACAGACACAUUAAUUUUUUUGUCAAUUAUAUUCAAAAUGAUGAUGCAAACGAAUGUCGUUUUGGUGAUACAUAUUAUUUGUAUCCAAUUUUUGUAUAUUUUGUUAAUGAAAGACGAUACAGUGAUUGCUUGUAAUCUAAGCAAAGUGUCGACUUUGACUCUUGCUAAAUAUUUCCGAUUGUUAAUCUGAUUAGAAAAAUCAUUGCUUCCCUAAGAUCUCUUGACUAACAUUUUUACUAAAAAGUUCAGCUACAACUCCAUCAUAGCUAAACAUUUCAGUAUCUCUUCAUAUUGUAUACUUUACGUAAUAGUGGGUAAUUUGAGGAAAUCUCUUCCUGUAUUAAUAAUUAAUAUUGUUUUUAUACCUUAGUCAUUGUUAAAUAUGUUACAUAUUUAUGCAUACCUUCUUUAAUAAAAGGAAUGGAUUUUUAUUCCAAUAAAAUAAAUGUAAAUAGAAGUGUUCAAAAUCUCAGUAAAUGUCAUUAAGUUCUUUCAAAAGUAUUAAAGUAACGAGUGUAUAGCUCUUGAAAUGUUAUUUUUAUCCAUGAACAAUCAUAUUCUUUCUUAGAAGUUUUCUUUAAGAGCCCUUUUUGUGCCAAAUAUAGAUGGAAAAUAAUGUUUUGUAAGCUAUACUCAGUGAUUGUACAAAUUGUUAAUACUUAUUCAAUCUUGGUAUACUACAAUUAUGGUAUUGUUUCUAAGGUGUGACGUAGAGGUUCGUUUUUAAUCGAUCAUAUAAUGAACGUACUUUAACUUUUUUCCAGUAAAAUGAUUAAAAUAAUAAUGUAAAGUGAAAAUCAAGUCAAUUUAUAUUAAGAUUUUCCUUUUUGCUAAAAUAAGAUUAAAAAUCUCUUGUGCUAGCAAAAAGGAUGUCUUUCUACUUCGUAAUGAUAAAUAAUAUAAAAAUGAAGUAGACGGUAAUCGUAUAUCCAUAAACAUGAAGUGAAAUUAAAGCCAUUUCUUCGAGAUAUUUCAACAACUUCUUGUAUUUUAGAAGAGUUGCCACUGCAACUCUUCUCAUUCUACAUGUUUGGCUCUGCCCUUUUGAAAAACUUCCAACACCGGAACUGGAUCGAAAAAAAAAACGAUUUAACUAUCGAAUCUGCCCACAAAAUUUCACGUGAAUUGGUUGAGAAUUAUGACCUGUAGAGGAGAACAUCCGGACAUACGAAAACAUUUCUGCUCAAACUGCAACGAAGACCUUCGCUAAUAACGCUCGAUCGGUAUACAUGACAUGAUAAUUUAAGACACUUUCAAUUCUUCAUUCUUAUAUACCUAAGAAAAUAUUUCUAAAGUCGCGUGUGCGUAGUUAAUUCCAUUAUAGACCAAGCUUCAACUGGAGAAUUAAAAUCGAUCGUCUACGUUACGCCUAAGUCGGAGAGGGUAAAUGUAAGGUUCACACGAAUGUGCCAAGCGAUGUAAUUAUGUAAGUAGGUUGUUAGGGUAGAGGGCUUGGGCCCGGAGACGGCUGUUCUUUACGCUGCGUUUACCCUAGAGCUUUAUGACGUGUGCUUAAUAAUAUGAUAUGGUAAAAGAUGUGUUUUACGAUGUCGUCAUUGGAUGCGAUCACAAAGAUAUCUUUGAGGUCAAAGACGCUUCGAAUAAAAUAUCCAGCACUAAUCCCUCAGACGGUCAAUAGGAUUCCAUUUUAAAUAAGAAUACAUUGAUUUUAAAAGAUUUAUUGGUUCUCCCUUUAAGUUUACAAUAUUUUAUUAUAGCUAUGUCGUUAUAUAGCUCUAGUGUACACCAGCAUAUAUCUUUAAUAUUCCUAAAUUAUAGAAUAAUAAUUGUACGAAGAUGCUCCAACGGGGAAUUCCAAAAAAAUGUCGGGUACGACGCUUUUUUUAACACUUCUGAUAAAGCUAAGAAUCCUUAAAGGCGUCGUAAAAUGUUGUGCCCGUGACGCCAAGAACGCUUAUACGGAGUGUGCAUAAACUGGAGCACAGCGCAGGAGAUAUCAGAUUAUUAUCGCAAAGUGUAAAUGUGAAAUUUAUGCUUCCAAUGUAGCCCACAAGAUGGCAGAACCUAACUUUGCACAAGAACAGUAGAUGGCAGGACUGGCUUUAGCGUGAAGUGUCAAUGUACAUGUUUAUAUUUCCGAUUCAGGCCAAAUUAUCUCCAAUGCGCACGGUCCCUAUAGGUGCUAAGUGCCAAUCAAAGUAACCGUGAAAGGUUUCCAGCAUGAUUAUUGCUAGCUUAUGCCAGAGAUAUUGGCAUAUGCAUGACGUUCGUGGGUUUGACAGAUGGCGUUCAAGUUUAAUGUAGCUCCCAUACGCGUUACGUCACCGACAAAGAAGACCUUUUUGUGGAAUUCCCCCAAUCAUUGGUUAGUAAUAUUGGUGUUAACUAACGAUUGUAAUUUUCAUAGGAUCUAGUAUAUUUUUCUAAUGUUACCGUUUUCAUUGUUUUGUCAGAUUGGAUUUAAUGAGAAAUGUAUUUCUACAAAAUCAGUUAAAUAAUUAUAAUGAGAGAUAAAUGCUCAAAAAUGGAGUUGUGUUUUGUGCCAAAUAAUUUUAUAAAUACACUUUACGAAAGCGGCCAACUAACUUUACUAUAUAAUUGAGUACUAAAUUGGUUUCGAAUUCAUUAGCGGUUUGAGGCUUUUAAAAUAACAGUUGAAUUAUUCAAUCAUGAGUUAUAAUUUAAUUGUAGCUAAAACAUUUUAUGGAUAAGUCAGAACCGUUUUUUAAAUAGACAGAUUCUUCAAGCUGUGUUAUUUUAAGCAUUACUGCGUCAAUGUAUCCAUGUGUUGAAAAAUCCUAAGCUCGCUACUUUUAAAUGACUUAAUUUGCUAACUUCGAGCAAACACAAUUGAGUAUAGAGGCGCAUUGUCAAAGUAAAUUUGGCAGUCAACUUAAUUUACUGACAUCCUUCGAUACACGACUAAAACUCUUAGAAUGAGAUAUGGCUACUUGACCCAUGAUCUUUCACUGUUAAAUAUCAAACGGUGUCGCCAUCUACUCGAGUAUAGGGCGAAGGUAUAUCGCCAUUCGAGCAUACAUUUUUCUUUAUUUUUCGAGGCACGUUUUUUUUUAGACUUAAUUUAUAUUAUGGUUCGAAGAAAAGAAUGUAAAGAAAAAAAUGUCGUUCUUAGGAUUCAGGAAUGGAAUUUUAAUUGUUAAAAUUAAAUUCAAUCUGACUUAAAAUUAAUAUUAAUCAGAAGCCCAAUUACAAGAUUGACCACGUUUUUAUCUUUCAUGAAAAUGUUUGAAUAAACCAGUACCAAGAAUA
This is a messenger RNA of Cydia pomonella (codling moth), 5755 nucleotides long. Its product is annotated as potassium voltage-gated channel protein Shaw-like. The record is from RefSeq and is a predicted model, not a curated record. Lineage: Eukaryota; Metazoa; Arthropoda; Insecta; Lepidoptera; Tortricidae. Gene Ontology annotation, cellular component: dendrite membrane; axon; voltage-gated potassium channel complex. Bases 236 to 2215 code for a protein of 659 amino acids. Gene Ontology annotation, biological process: potassium ion transmembrane transport; protein homooligomerization. The transcript is spliced from 11 exons. Gene Ontology annotation, molecular function: delayed rectifier potassium channel activity; protein binding.